Lathyrus oleraceus (garden pea) is the source of this 1617-nucleotide messenger RNA. RefSeq lists its product as uncharacterized. The transcript has a single exon. Lineage: Eukaryota; Viridiplantae; Streptophyta; Magnoliopsida; Fabales; Fabaceae. The record is from RefSeq and is a predicted model, not a curated record. Bases 124 to 1437 code for a protein of 437 amino acids.
CGUUUGAAGGAUGAAUCACGCAGAGGCAGAGACAUAUAUCACGUGAAGUGGGGGUGACGAAUCUAUAGUAGUAUUAUUGAAACAUCGAACUUAUCCAAGAAAAUACCUAACUCCUCACCAUAGAUGAGCUCCUUGCAAGUCCUCUCCACCACUACCAUACAUGCACCAAAUCACCCAAAUCAUCAUACAAUCCAUCUAACUCCAUGGGAUCUUCAAUUCCUCCCAUUUGAAUACAAUCAAUUUGGUUAUCUUUACCACCACCCUACCAACUUAGAUGUAUCUAACCAAAUCGAGCACCUUAAAAACUCCUUCACCUCUACCUUACAUUUACUCCAUCCCCUCACCGGUCGUCUCAAAAUCACACACCAUGAAGAUAACACUAUCUCCUGUUCUAUCAACUGCAACAACGACGGUGCACUCUUUGUUCAUGCGGUGGCUGAAAAUAUCACCGUCGCUGAUAUUUUUAAAGUCGCUAAAGUUACUCCUAUUCAUCACUCGUUUUACGCAAUGAAUGGAUUUAAAAACUACAAUGGCACAUCACAACCAUUACUCGCUGUUCAAGUUACAGAGUUAGUCGAUGGCAUCUUCAUUGGCUGUACUAUCAACCAUGUGACUGGUGAUGGUAAUUUGUUCGCCUAUUUUAUCAAUUCUUGGGCGAGAUUCUCGAAAGGUUGCGUUAAAAUGUCCACACUUCCGAUAUUUGAACGGUGGUUUCCGAAAGGUAUUGAAUGUCCGAUUCGAUUUCCUUUUAAAAUAGAACAACAAAGUAAUCUUGAAGAAAAGAAACUCAACCCAUCAGAGAGAAUAUUUCAUUUCACAAAAGAGAAUAUUGCCAAACUGAAAUUCAAAGCCAACUUAGAGGCUGGUACAACGAAUAUAUCUUCUUUGCAAGCACUUUUCACUCACCUUUGGCGUUCUUUUAUACGUUCCAAAGAACUUGACCCACAAACAGACGUUAAAUUUGUGUUGGAUAUAGGUGUUAAAAAGAGAUUGGUUCCUCAGUUGCCGGAGAAUUAUUAUGGUGUUGCUGUGAUAGAAUGUGUGGUUUCCAUGAAAGCCGGUGAGUUGUUGGGAGAUGGCGGGCUUGGGAAAGGUGCAUUGGAAAUGAAUAAGAUAAUUGCUUUGCACAAUGAUGAGAAGUUGAGAAGUGAGUAUAAGAAUUGGCUAACGAAACCGAGUUUUACUAUUACGCGUGAUGAUGCGGGGAAUGUUAAUUCAUUGGUCAUUGGAAGUUCACCCUGGUUUGAGUUUUAUGAGAGUGAUUUUGGAUGGGGAAAACCUGUGGGGGUUCGAAGUGGGUAUGAGAGUAAAAGAAAUGGAAAAGUUUAUGUGUAUGGAUGUGUAGAAAAAGGUAACAUGGAGCUUGAAGUGUGUCAACCUUAUGAAAUUUUGGUGGCAAUGGGAAAUGAUCCUGAGUUUAUGAUGGAGCUUUCUUAGUUAUGGUUAAUAAUGCUAGAUCUUUGGUGUACCAUUUUUGUUCAAAUGGUUUUGAUUUUGUAUUUGUGUAACACAUGAACAGUGAGGUUGAAGUCUUAGGCACUGUCAACAAAAAAAAACAGGAAACAUGUCUUUCUCAGUUUUGUUUCUUUGCUUUCAACUAGAUUCUGAAUUGAUUCA